Molecule: messenger RNA, 1591 nt
Organism: Artibeus jamaicensis (Jamaican fruit-eating bat)
Lineage: Eukaryota; Metazoa; Chordata; Mammalia; Chiroptera; Phyllostomidae
Gene: FBXO16
Product: F-box protein 16
Exons: 8
Coding region: 104-1129 (341 amino acids)
Molecular function (GO): protein binding
Source: RefSeq, a predicted model, not a curated record
AUCAAAGAAAAAGCAGCUAUGGCAACACCAGCGCUUGAGGCUUGAAGAGGGAGUCGAGCUGAAAGAGGUAUCAUUUUUCUCAUGGAAGAAUACCCAGUUACUCAUGAUGGCAUUUGCACCUCCAAAAAGCAUGGAUAGUCCCAAAAUGCAGACAAAGAUGAGUACCUGGACACCCUUAAACCACCAGCUUUUAAAUGACCAGGUAUUUGAAGAAAGAAGAGCUCUGCUUGGAAAAUGGUUUGACAAAUGGACAGACUCUCAAAGGAGAAGAAUCCUGACAGGCCUGUUCGAACGCUGCUCCCUGUCACAGCAAAAGUUCUGCUGUCGAAAGCUUCAGGAAAAAAUUCCAGCAGAAGCGCUGGAUUUUACUACCAAGCUUCCGAGGGUGUUAUCCUUAUACAUCUUUUCCUUCCUGGACCCCCGAAGCCUUUGCCGUUGUGCACAGGUGAGCUGGCACUGGAAGACCUUAACUGAGCUGGAUCAGCUCUGGAUGCUCAAAUGUUUACGGUUUAACUGGUACAUCAAUUUCUCUCCAACUCCCUUUGAGCAGGGAAUAUGGAAGAAGCACUACAUUCAAAGGGUGAAAGAACUUCACAUUACCAAGCCUAAGACCCCUCCGAAAGGUGGAUUUGUGAUUGCUGAUGUUCAGCCAGUUGCAGGCAGCUCUCCAGAGGGAAAGCAGUCUCCUUCACCAGCCUUCCGACCUUCUUCCUCUUUGAGAAAGAAGAGUCGCCCGGGGGAGAAAGAACUGCCACCCUGGCGAUCCUCUGACAAGCAUCCGACUGAUAUCAUUCGCUUCAAUUACCUGGACAAUUGUGACCCCAUCGAGCAGAUUUGGAGAGGAAGGAAGAAAAGGCAUGAAAUGACCCCAGAUUCCAGCCGGCAGACACAUGAUAAGAAAAAUAAAUUGCAAGACAGAUCUAAGCUAAGAAAAGCACAGUCACUGCUGUCCCUAAGUGCAGAACCCAGCUCCCCUCUGCAAGUUCCAGCUCGUCCCGCCUGGCCUCCCCACCAGGGGGCGGGGCUCCCCGCCGCCGGGGCGGCGGCAGCAGCAACGCCAGCUCUCGCGCAGAGCAUCUUCAGAGGCACUCUGGCCUUCGGUCGUUACCCAUCCAGGCUCCGGAACUGAAGCUGAUUUAAAGGUGUGAAAAGAUUUUUAAAGGAACGACAAGACGCUCCACGCCUUGAAGCGUCGAUGUUAUGUGGCUUCUCUAUUAGAAACUGUCCGCUUAGGUUCCUUAUUGUGAAAGUGAGUUCUACAGUGUUUAGCAAAAGGUAUUCAUGGCAUAAAUGUUGAUGUAUUUACAGACGUCAGUGGAAAUGUGGUGGUGGCUACCAUGGGGUUGAUAAGGGGCCGUGCGAUAGCCCCGGUGGGUUGAUAAGGGGCCGUGCGAUAGCCCCGGUGGCGGUAUUGGGCGUAGGAGGCAGGGUCCCCCACUGAUACCCUCAGCACACUCCCAAGGCUGCUUGAGCAGUUUAAUGAUGGGGCUGUUGCCCUGGUGUCUUAACUUGCUAGGCCUUCCAAAACAAAGUACCAUUGCCUUCGUCCUUUCCGGCUGCUGUAACAAAAAGCCUUGGGGGGGUGGGGGUG